AUGGCGACGUCCGUUGCAUACAAGGAUCGCCAAUUACUCGCCGUGAUUGGCGAUGAAGACUCCGUGACCGGUCUUCUGCUCGCGGGAAUCGGACAUGUUACCAACCCCCCGGACGCACAGCGCAACUUCCUGGUUGUCGACGCCAAGACCGAGACUUCGGAGAUCGAGCGCGCCUUCCAGACCUUCACACAGGAGAGAAAGGACAUCGCCGUUGUUCUCAUCAACCAACAUGUUGCGGAACGCAUCCGCCACAUCGUAGACACCUUCACCGAUCCCUUUCCCGCCGUUCUCGAAAUCCCCAGCAAAGACCACCCAUACGAUCCGGAGAAGGAUAGUGUUCUCAAGCGCGUGCGCCGUCUGUUCGGCGAGUAG
Messenger RNA from Penicillium longicatenatum, 372 nucleotides. Its product is annotated as H(+)-transporting V1 sector ATPase subunit F. Gene Ontology annotation, biological process: proton transmembrane transport. The transcript has 5 exons. Gene Ontology annotation, molecular function: proton-transporting ATPase activity, rotational mechanism. NCBI's taxonomy places the organism in Eukaryota, Fungi, Ascomycota, Eurotiomycetes, Eurotiales, Aspergillaceae. The record is from RefSeq and is a predicted model, not a curated record. Gene Ontology annotation, cellular component: proton-transporting V-type ATPase, V1 domain; fungal-type vacuole membrane. Bases 1 to 372 code for a protein of 123 amino acids.